Molecule: messenger RNA, 567 nt
Organism: Bipolaris zeicola 26-R-13
Lineage: Eukaryota; Fungi; Ascomycota; Dothideomycetes; Pleosporales; Pleosporaceae
Exons: 3
Coding region: 1-567 (188 amino acids)
Cellular component (GO): trans-Golgi network
Source: RefSeq, a predicted model, not a curated record
AUGAUCCCACACAUUUCCCUCUCUUCCUACCCGCCUCCUUGCUCCCCGAACGACGCCUCUCUCGCCUACCAUCAUCAUCAUCAUCACCACCACCACACUCACAGUCAGACCGACACCAUGUCGACCUCGUCGUCAAACUCGUCAGUCAGCGAAAAGGACGUGGCUGCCGACCCCACCCUCCAGCCCAGGCCCCGUCUCGGCAGCAGAAAGUCGAGCGGCACCAUCAUAAUACCCCGCGACAGCCCAAAUGUCGAAAUGAAGGAAGAGGAGGAAGAGUAUGAUGACGGCGAUGCGCGCACAAUGAGUCCCCGUCGCAGCAGCGAGGAAAUUGAAAAAAUGGGUCAGGAUGCUCGACAGGCCCUCAUAGAACAAGCAAAAGCCCUGCAAGCUAGUCUCAUGGAAAUUGUCGACCGCGUUGAAGUUGUCAAGAGCGAACACGAAAAGCUCGAGGGCGGCAACAAGUUCCUGCAAUCAUAUAUUGGCGAACUCAUGCAAACAAGCAAGCUCACCUCCGCCGGCGCUGGAAAGGCCACAAAGGUCAAGGGCAAGGGCAAGCCCAUCAAAUAA